Molecule: messenger RNA, 1722 nt
Organism: Anolis carolinensis (green anole)
Lineage: Eukaryota; Metazoa; Chordata; Lepidosauria; Squamata; Anolidae
Product: phospholipid scramblase 2
Exons: 9
Coding region: 385-1305 (306 amino acids)
Biological process (GO): plasma membrane phospholipid scrambling
Cellular component (GO): plasma membrane
Molecular function (GO): phospholipid scramblase activity
Source: RefSeq, a predicted model, not a curated record
AGGCGAGGCUUCAACCGCGAUGGUCGCGUUUCCAGAGCUUGGAAAGCUCCAGCCCUCCUUUCUGUUUCAUGUCGUGGGGUUUUCACGUGGAUAUUUGGCAAGAGGAAUAUGCAUGAAGGAAAGCGGACAAAGGGGACGGAAACCCCUUCCUGCAAGGCUCCCUCUCAGCUCUUGGGGAGUGGGCGUCUGGGCCUGGGAAAGAGGGCGGCUCCUCUCUCUCUGGUGCUGCCUUCGGGUCCCGCCUCUCGCGUCCUGAGCAGCCUUCGUCACUCGGUCGUCGCCCUUCGCCUCCGGAGGCUCCGUUUUCUACACCCGCGGGGAGGCUGAGCAUUCAAGGCGAGCCUUAGGGGCUGAGGAGAAACAAGAGAAAAUAAGACAAAGAAAAUGGAGUCCGACAAAUCUCCACCUGAACCACCACCUCCAGCAUAUUCAGGACCAGCGCCAGUUCCCCCGAACCAACAAGGAUUUCCACUAUAUUCAUCUAACACAACUCAGUAUAUAUCAGGAUCUUCUAUUCCAGCACAAAGUACUACAACUUUCCGAGGCAACCCAGUAGCAUAUGGAGCUAUUCCAUAUCAAAAUCAGCCUGCUGUCACUUCAGCUAUAACUUGGAUGCCAGCUCCACCUAUACUUCCCAAAUGCCCUCCUGGCUUGGAAUAUUUAACUCAGGUUGAUCGGAUAUCAGUUCAACAGCAGAUUGAGCUUCUGGAACUAUUAAGUGGCCUUGAAACCUGCAACCGAUAUGAAGUCAAAAACUCUGUGGGGCAGUGGAUGUACUUGGCAGUUGAAGAAAAUGAUGCCUACACUCUGAACUGUCAUAAGUCAUUGCGGUCAUUCAUCAUAAAGCUCUUUGAUGGUGCAAACCAACCAGUUAUGCAGUUGUCAAGAGACUGCCACUGUUCCAUUUGCUGCUUCCCUUGUAUUUGCUGCUUGCAAGAGCUGGAAGUUCAAGCCCCUCUAGGCACAGUCAUUGGCUACAUUAAGCAGAAUUGGCAUCCAUGUCUGCCUAGAUUUGCUAUCCAAAAUGAGGCCAGCGAAAAUGUACUUAAAAUAGCAGGUCCUUGUGCUCCAUGCACCUGUUUCCAGGAUAUUGAUUUUGAGGUGAGUACACAAGAUGAGAAACCAAUUGGAAGGAUUUCUAAGCAGUGGACUGGCUACAUAAGGGAGAUGGCUACAACAGCCAGCAAUUUUGAAAUCUUGUUCCCAUUUGAUCUUGAUGUUAAAAUGAAAGCCCUUAUACUUGGAGCAUCAAUCCUUCUGGAUUACAUGUAUUUUGAACACAAACGAAGAAGGUCAGACCGUUAGAAUAGCUGACUUUCGCCUUGCUGGCUUCAGAAAAAUUCUCCAGUUGCUUCUGUUCUUCUUUGGCUGACAAGGAAUGUCAAGCCUUCUGAAAAGAGAUCUUCAUGAAAAGAACUUAUUCUGACAGACUGUGUUUACUGCUACAGCUUUCUUGGUGAAGGUGGUGCUGGAAUUCAAUAAUUCUCUGCACAAGCAACAGUGCCUUGGAGCAGUGGUGGGAAAAUUAGUAGACAGGGUUUUAAAAGUUUCUGGGCUGUCUUGGAUCCUUUGUUCCUUAAACUAUAGCUGCGGUAGCCCUUGCUCUUUGAAUGCCUUCUCACAUUUUUUUCAGUUGUUGGGCUUUUAAAUUUACUCUGCUAAUAGGUGGCGGUGUGGGAUUUGUGCCAAUUGCCUUAGAAUAAACUCUAUACUGAACUGUAA